UAGCCAAACCCACGUGCAAAAAUCACAGGGGAAAUGCAGUUUAGAGAUCCACCCAGAGACAAGUGUUCUAAAUUUAUCGUUUCUUUCAAUUAUUUUAUGAUCCAUUUCUACAAAGUAGAAUUCAUCCUUGAGAAUGGCUUAUGGAUGCCUUGCAUGUGUUUUGUUUUGUUUUUGUGUUGUGCUUUCGGCAACAGUUUCUGUUAAGUUUAAAGAACUGUUUACCCGAGUUCCAAUAUCUGAUCGGGAGGCAAAUCUGGCUGUAGAUUAUGCAGUGAAUGCUUACAACAUAAAGUCUGACAAUCUUUACCUUUUCAAACAGAUGCAACUUAAAAGUGCCAAAUAUAAGAUAAUUUCUCCAGGGGUGAAGGCAUACACUGUGAUAUUUGACAUCAAGGAGACCCUCUGCCAAGAACAAGUGGAACUGCGUACUUGUCCAUUCAAAUCUGACAGUCAUGCUGCUGUGGGUAUAUGUAAAGCAGAAGUUUUCUUCGAAUUUGGCUUUCAAAUUAAAAUACCUGAAGCACCUUCAUGUAAACUAAUAACGCCUGUGAAAAGAGUUGUGGAGACCGUUGCUGUUACUUGUGAAGGUUGCCCAGUAUCUGUAAGCCUUGAUGAUCCCUUGGUGAAAGCAUCAGUGGAAUUAGCAGUGAAAGCCUUCAACAUUGAAAAUAAAAAGAAGAGGAGGUUCACACAUGGCAAGAUUAUAUAUGCAAUAAAGGAGGCGGUAAUAGGAGAGAAAUACUGGGUACAUUUUCAAAUUCAGGAGACAGAGUGUCAAGAGGACGUAAAUGAGCUUUGGUCUAAUUGUCCACUUAAAGCCACAGAUGAAGCUGUGCUCGGUCACUGCUAUGCAGAGGUUCUGUUUCCAGCUGGUGAAACAAAAGGCCAGAUCAGAGGAUUACCCAAAUGUCAGCUGUUUCAGCCGAUUACAGAUGAAGAUGUUGAUGGGGUUUCAUGUGUUGGUUGCCCACUACCUUUGAGGGUGAAUGACCCAAGAGUACACAGGAGUGUAGAGUAUGCUAUUUCUAAAUUCAAUGACAACAGCGGGCAGCUUUACAAAUUUGCCUUGGCUCGAGUUCUUUCAGCAGAACAUGAGACUUCUGUAGGAGAAGAAAUCACUUUGAAUUUUACGCUUAUUGAAACCACCUGUUUGAACAAUAAUGACACAGAGCCAGAUACAUGUGGACCAAAGAUCCCAGCAACAGCAGGCUCUGCUAUCUGUUUAACCAAGCAAAACUUUGAUAUCUUUGGAGAACUAUUAUACCACAGAUUAACAUGCAAUGUGACUCAAGACUGGACGUUGUAUGCAAUUGAUGUUUUGGAAGCGUCCAGAAAUGGAACAAAUUCUUCAGAAUUGCAGCCUCAGAAGCCAACAACACCUGAACCCACUGUUGAUCAUACAACUGAUUGCCCAACUGAGCCCCAAAAUUCAAAAGAACCGAUGAUCACGGUGAAAGAGACUAAGUCCACUAUGUCAACUGAUCUGUUAGAUCAGUAAGACAGAAGAAGCUGUGGAGAAGUGACUGACAGUAAUUUUUGAUUCAUGUUUUUUAAACAAAUCUUUGAUCUUUGAUUUUUGAUCUGAUAGCUAUAAAAACCAAUAAAACGAUGAAAGGCCUUGAUCAGAAA
Stegostoma tigrinum is the source of this 1629-nucleotide messenger RNA. Its product is annotated as kininogen-1-like. NCBI's taxonomy places the organism in Eukaryota, Metazoa, Chordata, Chondrichthyes, Orectolobiformes, Stegostomatidae. Gene Ontology annotation, biological process: negative regulation of endopeptidase activity. Gene Ontology annotation, cellular component: extracellular region. Gene Ontology annotation, molecular function: cysteine-type endopeptidase inhibitor activity. The record is from RefSeq and is a predicted model, not a curated record. The coding region runs from base 134 to 1498 and encodes 454 amino acids. The transcript has 10 exons.